ACCAAUUCGAUGGCGUUCAGAGGGUUUGGAGCAGCCGCGCCGGCGGCCGGCGGCUUUGGCGGCUUCGGCGCGCCCGCGCAGCCCGCGACCGGCUUUGGCGCAUCACAACCUUCGACUGGCUUUGGCGGCUUUGGCGCUGCGCCCGCGACCGGCGCGGCCUCUCCGUUCGGCGCUGCCCCGGCGGCCGCGUCGCCGUUUGGUGGCGGUGCCAACUCGUCGCCGGCCUUUGGCACGUCGAGCACCUUUGGCGCGAGCACGACGAGCGCGUUUGGUGCGCCUGCUGCGCCUGCAACGUCGGCCUUUGGCAACACUUCGGCGGGCACGAGCGUCGGCUUUGGCGGCUUUGGCGCUGCGCCGCAACAACAAACGUCGGCCUUUGGCGCUGCCGCGGCCCCGGCCGCGAGCCCGUUUGGCCCGACGCCGACGACCGCCGCAGCGAGUCCGUUUGGCGGUGGCGGUGGCAUGUUUGGCGCAGCCGCGCCCAAGCCCGCGUUCGGGACGGGCGGUUUCGGCAGCACGGCGACGACCAGUACGUUCGGCGCGACCUCGGCCCCUGGUGCGUUCGGCGCGCCUACGCAGCAGACGUCGGCCUUUGGUGCGCCAGCGUCGACGGGCUUUGGCUCGUCGGGCUUUGGCGCGCAGCCGUCGACCGGCUUUGGCGCCGCUCCGAGCGCCUUUGGUGCCCCCGCGCAGCAGACGUCGGCCUUUGGCAGCGCGGCCGCGAGCCCGUUUGGUGCCGCACCCGCGACCACGUCAGCGUUUGGCGCUCAGCCCACGUCGGCGUUUGGCGGCGGCGGCGGUUUUGGCGCACAGGCCAACAGCGCGCCGCAGUGCGGUACGGGCAACCCGCCGUACGUCACGUCGUCCGAGCAAGAAUCCGAGAAGGGCAAGCCCGCGACGACGAUCCACUACCAGUCGAUCUCCAAGAUGCCGCAGUACCAGCACAAGUCGGUCGAAGAGCUCCGAUGGGAAGACUAUCUCAAGCGCACGGACCCCGCUGCCGCGCAACAGCAAGCCAACUUGGUGCCCAACACGGGCGCGACCGCCUCGACGACGACAAGCACGGGCUUUGGCGGCUUUGGCGCUGCGCCGACGACCACGACCGGCGCGUUCGGCGCCAAGCCGCCGCUUGGUGGCGGUGGCUUUGGCAGCACGACCACAUCUGCCUUUGGCGCGGCCCCCGGCGCCUUUGGGUCGCAGCAGACGUCGGCGUUUGGGUCGCAGCCGGCGGCACCGUCGGCGUUCGGCUCGGGUGGCUUUGGCUCGCAGCAGCCGGCUGCCGGUGGCUUUGGCUCGACCGCCACCAACAGCAUGUUUGGCAAUACGACGACGUCGGCAUUUGGUGCGCAGCCGGCGCAGCCGCAGACAAACUCGGCGUUUGGCGGCUUCGGCGCUACCAACACCAACACGACGACGUCGGGCUUUGGCACGGCGUCGCCCGGUGGUGCGUUUGGCUCGGGUGGCUUUGGCUCGCAGCAACCGACGGCCGGCGGCUUUGGCACCGGUACGACGACGACGACCGGUGCUUUUGGCGGCUUUGGCCAGUCGACGACGUCGCCGGCCCAAACCACCAAUGCGUUUGGGGGUAGCAACAGCGCGUUCAGCUUUGCCAAGCCGUCGACGCCUGCCGCCGGUGCAUUUGGUUCGACGGCGCCAAGCACGAGUGCGUUCAGCUUUAGCGCGACGCCGUCGACGCCGGCGACGACAGGCGGGCUCUUUGGCGCCUCCAACACGACCAGCGGUACCGCGGGUGGCUUUGGCUCGUUUGGCGCUCCAAAGCCGCAAACCUCGACGUUCGGUGGCUUCGGCUCAACGACAGCGACACCGCCGACCACCGGCGGCUUUGGCACUCCGACAACCGGAACGUCGAUGUUUGGCGGCGGAUCGACGGCGUCCACGACGCCGGCUCCGUUUAGCUUUGGCGGUAGCAGCAACACUACGAGCGGCUUUGGUUCCACCCCCGGCGCGAGCCUCUUCAACAAGCCCGCGGCCACGGGCGGUGCGACGCAAGGCUUUGGCGGAUCGCUCUUCUCGACACCCGGCGGGUUUGGGGCGCCGACCCAAACGGGCGGCUUUGGGCAGCCGACAGCCCCCGCGGCGCCGACGACGCUUGUUGCGGGCCACGACGCGAACCCGUACGGCGCUGGCUCGUUUGGCGCCGGUCUCAUUGAGCAGCAGAUCAAGACGACGCUGACGCUCCCCGUGCCGAACGCGAUGCCGCGGUCCAAGGCCGUCGACGCGGUCGAGUACCAGCGCCCGUCGUCGCUCAUGCGCCCGGUCGCGACCGUCCCGACGUUUCUGAGCGUGCCCAAGACGACCGUUUCGGCGCCGACGCCCGCGCGCCGCCUGCUCGACGAGACGGCGAGUGCACCGGCCGCCGACUUUAGCUUUGCGACGACCAAGUUCAAGAGCAUUGCGACCAAACAGCUCAACAUUGACACGCCGCCAAAGGUGCGCCGGGUGCCGCCGCCGACCGCGCCGCAUGUGAUUCCGGCCGAGACCGAAGCGUCGUCGACCGCGGCGACCGUGACGCUCUCGGUCUCGCUGCCGUCCAAGACGACGCUCGAGGUCCAAGUCGACGCGCUCGCGACCGGCGCCGAUGUCCGCGCGCUGAUUGGCGAAAAGGCCGGGCUCACAGGCGCGUUUGACGUGCACUUUGACGGGGCGCCGAUCAAUGCGUCGAUGACGGCGGCGUCAUUCGCUCACGGAUCUCUCGAGGUCGUGGCCGCCCAGCCGUUUGUGAGCUUCGACUCGUUCUACGCGUCGGCCACGAGCGCGUCGACGUCGGCAUUUGCAUCGGUGGCCGAGAACCCGUUGGCGCCGACGUUGACCAAAGAGGGGUACUACACGAUGCCGGAUCUCUCGCAGCUUCGCACGAUGACGACCAAGGAGCUCCAGAACGUCGACAACUUUGCCGUCGGUUGCAAGGGCCUCGGCUGUGUGCAGUGGUACGGUGCGACGGACGUGACCAACCUCAACUUGGACGACCUCGUGCUCUUCUCGACGCGCGAGGUGGUCGUCUACCCGGAUGAAGACAGCAAGCACGCGCUCGGGAGCGGCCUCAACCGCCCGGCGCUUGUCGAGCUCCUCCAGGUGUACCCGCCGACGCAAGACGCCAAGCGUGAAAAGUACAUUGAGCGCGUCAUUGCGCGCACCGAGACGAUGGACGCGACGCACGUCGACUACAACCCGGACGCCGGCGUGUGGAAGUUCCGCGUCGAGCACUUUAGCCGGUACGGCCUCGACGACGACGAGAGCGACGACGAGCAAGCAACGGCGACCGAUGCUGCCGGGCUCCAGCAGGUCGCGACGCAGUUGCAGCUCAACCCGCACCGGCUGCACGAACUCUCGGCUAUGUACUUGCCGUCGGAAGCUGAAAAGGUGGUGACGCCGGUCCCGACGCUCUCGGCGAGCCGCCUCGCGGUCGUCGAGCCAGUGCCUGCGACGCCGUCGGCCCCAGUGCCUCGGUCGCUCACCGUGUACCCUGUCGUGACGCCGUCGACGUCGACGGUCCUUGGCCUCUGGAACGCGCCGCUCAAGUCGCUCGACCUUGGCAUUUUUCUCGGCCGGUCGUUUCGUGCUUCGUUUGGUCCGCAGGGCGACCUUGUGACGACGCACGCGGCGCAGCGCGUGGCAAUCUACGCCCGGACGCCGGCCACCGGGACGUCGCUCCUCACUGCGCACCGAAGCGUGAGCCGUCAAGACCCGUUGUCGUAUCACGUGACGCUGCCGGCCGACGUGUCGGGGCUCCUCUCUGGGUUUACGUCGGCGGCUACGACUGGCCACGACGGUCUCCUCUGGGGCCUUGUGGCGGCCCUGUAUGGCCAAGAGCAUGGCGCACCGUACUUGGCCCCGAUCUCGAACGCGCCAUUGACGCUCAACGAUCUCCCAGCGUUUGAUCGUCGCCAUACUUACCUCAAUCAGUGGUUUGAAAAGGCCGUGACGUGCCCGACGUCGUCGUCGAUGCCGUCGCUCCAGAACGUGCUCUCGCUCUUGUGCCAGCACCGCCUUGUGGACGCCGCGUCGAUGGCCGCGUCGCUCGGCAACUUUCGCCUUGCGACGUUGAUUGCGCAAGCGUCGACGCACCGCGACGGCGACUUCCGCGCCGCGCUCUUGCAGCAGCUCGAGGCGUGGGCGACCAAUGACGCGCUUCAGUUUAUGGAGCCCGAGCUCGCGUGGAUCUACUCGCUCCUCGCGGGGUCGUUUGCGGUCGUGACGCAGCGUCUGUCCCACCUCGACUGGCUCCAGUCGCUUGCGAUCGUGUUUUGGUUUGCCCAAGGCCCGCAGUCGCUAGCAUCCGCUGUCGAUACGUUCACGCGCGCCGUCGCUGCGCAGCAGUGCAAGCCGCCGCUCCUCCACCUCAAGUCGGACCCGAUCAUGGAGCUUCUGAACGUCGCGGUGGGCGCAAAAGCCUCGUUGGUGCCGCUGCUCAACGUGCUCGAGGCCGACGCGGCGUGGCACCUCUAUGACGUCCUCUCGCACUUGCCUGGUCAGUCGCUCCGCCUCUCGCCCAAGCAAGCCGCGCUGCUCACGUCCAACUACAUCUCGACGCUGCUCGACGCCGGGCGUGUCGCCGAUGCUAUCUACGUGGGCCUGACGAUCCCAGACGCAGCUGCGCGCAAGGCCACGGUCCUCUCGCUCCUGCACAAGGCGGGUGCCACCGACGGUCUCUUGGCGUCGCUCCACGACCUCGUGCCGACCGAGUGGUUCCACGACGCAAUGGCGACCAGCGCAAUGGCGAUCGGCGCGCACGUCUCGGCGGUCGACCACUACAUGCGCGCGGGCAACUACGACCACGCGCACCGUGUGCUCCUGCUUCACGUCGCGAUCCCGCGCCUCUUUCGCGGCGAGACGGCCGAGCUCGGCAGCACGCUCCAAGCACUCGAGCCGCACCAAGCGGCGAUCCCGCUCUGGGCCCGGUACGGCGCGGUCGUGCUGAGCUACCUCCGGCUGCGCGAGAGCCCGCACAUUGCGACGCGCCACGUGGUGCUGAGCGUCUGCCGCAAGCUCAAGGAGUGGCAGACACAGCCGCUGGCGCACCUCGGGCACGAGCACGCGCUUCUCGAGCGCGCGGUGCUGGCCAACAUGCUCACGUACAUGACGUCGACUGCGGUCGCGCUGGAGCAGGCGCUGGACGAGUCGGCGUCCGGGCAGUGGCUCGGGCAGUUGCAGGGCUACGUGCAAGCCGACUGCUUUGGCGAAGGGUUCCGCGCCACGAGCCUCAUGCACGUCGGCGCGUCGCUCGUCGAGUAGACAGCGUCGUUGCUGUUAUCUAUCGGUCCCGUCGUUUCCAUAUUUUCCACUAAACAUGAAUUGCGAUACCUGCAUUCUAGUAUUUUAGUGUUUUUUCUACUCUAUCGAUAAGCCGAAAAUGACUAUGAGACAAGAAUGCGA
This is a messenger RNA of Saprolegnia diclina VS20, 5394 nucleotides long. RefSeq lists its product as hypothetical. Gene Ontology annotation, molecular function: structural constituent of nuclear pore. Lineage: Eukaryota; Oomycota; Saprolegniomycetes; Saprolegniales; Saprolegniaceae. Gene Ontology annotation, cellular component: nuclear pore; nuclear pore cytoplasmic filaments. Bases 10 to 5253 code for a protein of 1747 amino acids. The record is from RefSeq and is a predicted model, not a curated record. Gene Ontology annotation, biological process: RNA export from nucleus; protein import into nucleus; post-transcriptional tethering of RNA polymerase II gene DNA at nuclear periphery. The transcript has a single exon.